AUGAUCCAGAUUAGUAUCAGUGAAAUUCAAGCUAAAUUAAUAGAAGGCUAUGGACUAAUAAAAGAUGCAAAGGGUAAAGAUUUAGUACUGGUGAUCGGUAAUACCGGUGUGGGUAAAAGCACCUUUCUGAAUUAUAUGCUAGGGUACAAAAUGUACCAAAAUGAAGAAUCUGAUACGGUGGAGACGGUAGAGAGAGAGUGUCCCGCACAUAUUGGGCAUAAUAUGCAUUCACAAACUUUGUAUACACAUCCGAUUGCGGAUAAAAAUUAUCCUUGGGUUUUUACCGACUGUCCGGGAUUUCUGGAUAAUAGAAUGACCAAUGAUACGAUUGUGACUUCCAUUAGCAUGGAAUUAACUAUUCGCAUUGCAAAACAAGUCAAGGGGAUUGUUAUACUGAUGGAUGCGACUGAGUUUUUAAGCAGUAGAUUGACUGCUUUGGGUCCGUUGAUGAAGAUAUUGAUUAAAUUAUUUCGAGAUCCAAUUAAAAUGUUAAAGUAUUCUGUAAUUGGUGUGACAAAACUAGAUCAAAUAAAGGGAGGAAAAACGAGGGCUAAGAAAAUAACGUUACAAGGUUUGAAUAAAAUUAAAGAAGAAUGUCGUAGAAGAAUAAAAACUCUUGAGACAGAGAAGAGAGAAAGAGAUGGAACAGAUUUGAUUAUCAGUGAAUAUAAAGUGAUGGAAGAGUUUACUAGUGCAGUACUUGGUCGUAAAGAUGAUAUCAUGUUUAUUGAUAUUCUUGAUGAUGGUGAUUCAAAACAGCUCGUAACCGAUCGUAUUUGUGCCAUUAGAUCGAGAACUGAAGCUCAAACUGAUCAGUUACCAUAUGAUACUUCUCCACCUCCAAUAUCAACAUCUACUAGUAAUGCUCAACAAGAUGCACUGCCGUUACCGCUAAUUACGAUCGCAGACUUCAAUUUUGAAGAUUAUGAUAUCAAUAGAACAAGCUUUAAUAAGGCAAUUUACGAUUUGGCUGGUGAAGGUAAUCAGCUAAUCGGUGCAAUUACAGGAGCUGUAGAUCAGCUUAAACGUGCGAUUGAUUUGUGGAAUGAUAACAAAAAGAGAAUGACGUCGAUGAAAAGAUUGAGAUCGGAGUUGGACAGUUAUAUUUCUGCUUCUGAAGUCCCAACAAAAUUAAUAAACACUUGGUCAGAAAUGCUUGAAGAAAAUGAACAAUCUAUCCAGUCUGAAAAAAGAAAGAUGCAGUCUGUUAAUGAUCAUUUAAAAAAAUUUAAACAAGAAUUGAAUGAAAUUAAUACUGAUAAGCCCGUGAUAUUUGCUGAAAAGAAGUAUAUCAAAAAGGAGCAAUAUUGGACCUAUCAUGAAGUCCUUUUUGAUUUUGAUACUGAAGAUGAACGGACACCAAUUGUUGAUAUCGAUCAACGAAUAGGUAAUGGUUGCUGGUGCAAUACAACAGAUGAAAGGCGGAGAGGCCGAUAUAAAACGUGGUAUCAAUCUGACUGGUGGAAAAGGGGAUGCUACUAUGACGGUUUACAUUGCUUCUAA
Molecule: messenger RNA, 1503 nt
Organism: Trichoplax adhaerens
Lineage: Eukaryota; Metazoa; Placozoa; Uniplacotomia; Trichoplacea; Trichoplacidae
Exons: 1
Coding region: 1-1503 (500 amino acids)
Molecular function (GO): GTP binding
Source: RefSeq, a predicted model, not a curated record